AUGCCUUUCAACCUCCGAGCACGCGGCUUAGUCCUAUAUAAUAUCUUCUGUGUAUUAGCACUAAUCUUCAACCAAUACGCGAACCUGGUCGGCGCCCAAGUUUUGGGUUGGAAGUUCUACAUUAUCUACAAUGUCUGGAUCUUUAUUGAGUUGAUUGGUGUCUUCUUCCUCUUUGUAGAAACAACGGGAAAGACGAAUUUGGAAGAUGUUGCAGCUAUCUUGGAUGGGGAAAACGUAGAACCUCCGUUGGAAUUAACUAACAAGGGCAAAACUGAGAACGCAACCAUAGCUGUAGCUAAUACUCGCCAGAAAUAG
Messenger RNA from Daldinia vernicosa, 315 nucleotides. RefSeq lists its product as uncharacterized. The coding region runs from base 1 to 315 and encodes 104 amino acids. NCBI's taxonomy places the organism in Eukaryota, Fungi, Ascomycota, Sordariomycetes, Xylariales, Hypoxylaceae. The record is from RefSeq and is a predicted model, not a curated record. The transcript has a single exon.